Messenger RNA from Dioscorea cayenensis subsp. rotundata (Guinea yam), 759 nucleotides. RefSeq names its product cytochrome P450 86A8-like. The transcript is spliced from 4 exons. The record is from RefSeq and is a predicted model, not a curated record. The coding region runs from base 1 to 759 and encodes 252 amino acids. NCBI's taxonomy places the organism in Eukaryota, Viridiplantae, Streptophyta, Magnoliopsida, Dioscoreales, Dioscoreaceae. Gene Ontology annotation, molecular function: monooxygenase activity; heme binding; oxidoreductase activity, acting on paired donors, with incorporation or reduction of molecular oxygen.
AUGGAGUUUAGCAAGAAGCCAUUAAAGGAUGCUUUGUGGAUACAGUGCAGUGGGAGAUUGAGAAUAGAUCCUAUAUGUCUAAGUAUAGAAAAGGAGGAGGAGGAGGAGAAGAAAAAGAUCAUGUCUAAAAAGGCCAAGAAAGCAUUUGGAGACACACAAAGACUCACAUUGGUGCGUGCCAUGGAUUGGUAUCCAUACACUUCGCAAACGAUGAAGAUGCUGGACAUUGGUGAUUUUGAUAUCUUGUCUCACUUUGACUUAGAGAAAGAGACCAAUGAUGAGUUUCGCAGAGAUGUGCUGAUAGGCUACGCAUUGACGGGGAGGGAGAUGGUGUCCUCUGCAUUAAGUUGGUUCUUCUGGUUGUUGUCAUCGGCGCCAGAGGUGGAAGAGAAGACACUGAAGGAAGUGGAGGAGGUUGAGCUACGCAAGGGGAUGGUUUGUGUCCUAAAAUACAUAUGCUAUGGGGAGGUUGAAGGAGUUGUAGGGGAGGAUUGUGAUGUUUUCCGGCCAAAGAGGUGGUUGGAGGAUGGGGUUUUCCGGCCGAAGAGCCCUUUUAAGUAUCCGAUUUUUCAUGCAGGGCCAAGGACUUGUCUGAGGAAGGAUGUGGCUUGUAUACAGAUGAAGGUUGUGGCUACAAUUGUACUUGAGGGGUUUAAGGUUGAAGCUUUAGUGGAGAAGGGAAGAGUUCCAGAGCAUGAGUUUACAUUGACUCUCAGGAUGAUAGACGGUUUGCGUGUUCAAGUUAGAAGGAGGGAAUGA